AAAUCGUGAAGCUAAGCUUAGCUUGAAGUUCAAAACACCAUCACCAAAGACCCAAGAUGUAGAAUAAACGUCCUUUUUUUUUUAUUGUUUUGAGAGCAAGAAAAAUGAAGGACAAGUGCUGCGACAUGUGCUGCGACAUGUGCCGCAUUCAUAGGAUCACAUUUUCAUCCCCCUCAGCCCAGACCCAGCCCAGAUGCAAGCCUCGAAUGCAUAGAAAGCCCUUGUGUUACACCAACCUCAAGGGCAUUCGAUGCCCAACAGUCCUCUCGCGAUCAUCGGACCGGUCCGACAAGCUUGAUUCGCUAAAUAUACUGAAUUUUGCUUCUGUGGGCGAAAGGUAGUCCCGCAUGCAUACUCCUGCUGGUCAAGGUAUAUAUGAGGCCCAAAUCCCCCAUCUCAAGACUACUACUCAACUAGCAUUUUUUUUAUCAUUUCAUCACCACUAAGACCAAAAAACCAUGUGUCAAAUUGUUGAAGAAAACGGCAACAAACCGCAGAAGCAGAGUCAGAACUGCUGCAUGCAAUCCUCGGCUACGCGAUCUUCACAGGGUCCUGCCGAUCAGCCUCAAUAUCACGUCGAGAGCUUCCCCAUCCCCGCUCCUCAAUCGGAAUAUGACUUUGAUCAUCGGAGAACUAUCACCAUUGAAUCUCAGCAGCGACUAUGGCCUCAGGACAUCUGGGUUCACAGUCCACAUGGACGACAGCUGUAUCAGCCUGUAUUGAUGUUUGAGACGACUGCCCCGGAGGACAAGACGGAGACGAAUGGACAUGCUUCUAAGAGCGGUUAAUGUCCUCAACACCUGGACGGAGAAAUGCCGGUAUGCGAUGCGAUAUGGGAUGUUUGUCUGGAGGAGUCGUGAUGGGAAAAUGGAAUUGAAAGGGAAUGGGACGGUAUGUUGGAGAGUCUGUGAUGACAUCGCCAAUCAGAUCAAUUGGGAUUUAUUUGCAUUUCGACCAAAAAAAAACCAAAAAAAAACAUAAAACAAGAACAAGGGCUUUCUACGUCUGUACCAUCGCAUUUGGGGCACUGUACUAGCAUAGCGAACACGAUUGAUGAGACAUAAUAAAUCGCAAUCGAUUCCCCAACAUCAACAUGAUCGCCUUACUCUUGCCAAUUGAAGCUUCAACACUCAAACCUCCACUCAACAUCCUCCCACCCCUCCCUCAUCACUAUCUCAGCUCCCAACCCAGCGCCAUACCUCUCCGGCCGCACCGUCCCGCCCGCAAGCUGCGGCCCCAGCAUCUUGACAUCGCCAAACCGCAUCCCAACAGCCUCAAUCUCAAAGCCUAGCAGCAGAGCAGACGCGAACCCAAUGAUCUCUGCGAAAGCGAGGUUUCGGCCUGGGCACAGAUGGCGACCGCCGCCGAAGGGUAUAUACGCUGCCUUGCGCUUGCGCUCCUCUUCAAAGUUUCCCCUGGAAGAUGGGAGGAAGCGCUCUGGAUUGAAGACGUUGACAUCAGCGCCCCAGACACUGUCCUCGUAGUGUGCUACGCCAGCGGGAAGUUGCAGGUCUGUACCCUUUUUAAGAAUAUAUGUUGUUCCUUCGGGCGUCGUGAUGCUUGUGUCUUCGAGGAUGCGUCGCAUGCUGAGGGUCUGGUUCGCAAGACGUAGUGUCUCGCGAUAACAGCUCACCAGCAGAGGAAGCUUCUCUUCAAAAUCUGCUAUAUUAAACGUCGCACUCCUCUUCCCAUUAUUAUCCUCUAUAACAGCUGCAUCCUCAGCUUCGACUCGUAUCCGCGCGAGGAGAUCUGGUCGGUCAAGGAUAUACAAUAAGAGCCAGUAAAACGUCGGCACAGCAUUAAGCGUCGCCACAUUCGGAAGAAUAACCUCAAACUUCCCGAUCUCAUACCCCGUUAGACCGUUCUUUCGCAGUGCUCCGGCGCGGUUUCGUACGAGGGCGGAGACACUGGGAUCGUGGAUGUCGUGGUCUUCGGAGUACCAUUUGCAAGCGAUGUUUUGGAGCGUGGAGCGCGCUUUGUAGGCUUUUGGCAUUGUGAUUGAUGGGAAGAGCGAGAGGAGGAAGUAGGGGACUGAUUCUUCGAAAAGCCUGGCUUAUUAGCGGUGCGUAGACGCGGGAUGGGGGACAUACCACAUGUCUUCAAUUAAAGAAGGAUCGCCAUUGAAAGGAUCGGUGUCGCCGUAGAGAGAUCGCGUUGUAGCGAGGCUCAUAACAUCGCGACACCAGAGAUAAAGAUUCUUCACGUGUAACCGUCCAUUUGCGACCGUCUCCUUUCCCG
Fusarium odoratissimum NRRL 54006 is the source of this 2238-nucleotide messenger RNA. RefSeq lists its product as uncharacterized. The record is from RefSeq and is a predicted model, not a curated record. The transcript has a single exon. The coding region runs from base 459 to 788 and encodes 109 amino acids. Lineage: Eukaryota; Fungi; Ascomycota; Sordariomycetes; Hypocreales; Nectriaceae.